AUGAGACAUGGAGAAUUACGUCUUCAAAGAAAUGAUGUUGUUAAAGCACAUUCAGCAUUUACGCAUGCUCAUACAUUGAAUGCUGCAAUUGAUUCAUUCAGUGCUAUUGUUCAAUGCGAUUGUUUAUUGAAGAAUUGGGAAGAAGCUGAGUCAUUUGCUGCAGCAGCAGUUAAGAAGUUUAAACCAGAUUCAUAUGCAGGGAAUAUGGCUAUUACUCUUUACGGACUUGCAAAGAGAGGAACUGAUCCUAAAAAAGCUAAUGAAAUAUUAAGAAGAUGCUUAGGAAAAGAUAGUCAAAAUAUUGAAGCUUUGUCAGCUUUGAUAGAGAUGCAUGUUAAAGAAAACGAAUUAGAUCAAGCCGAAACAUUACUUCAGAAACAUCGUACUACUAAGAAUCUAUUCUUCUUUAACUAUAAGAUGGCAGAGAUAUACUCAGUAAAGAGAGAUUAUCAAACAGCUAUGGAUUAUGCCCAAAAAGCUUUGCAAAUUGAACCAAAUAAUGAACGAGCAAUGGAUCUUCUCGAACAGCUUGAAGGGGUUUUGAGAGAUAAUGAUGAGGAAUUUGAAGAAGAUGACAUUGAUCUGUAA
Molecule: messenger RNA, 588 nt
Organism: Trichomonas vaginalis G3
Lineage: Eukaryota; Parabasalia; Trichomonadida; Trichomonadidae
Product: protein ubiquitination
Exons: 1
Coding region: 1-588 (195 amino acids)
Molecular function (GO): protein binding
Source: RefSeq, a predicted model, not a curated record